Aphanomyces astaci is the source of this 3280-nucleotide messenger RNA. RefSeq lists its product as hypothetical. Lineage: Eukaryota; Oomycota; Saprolegniomycetes; Saprolegniales; Verrucalvaceae. The coding region runs from base 33 to 3245 and encodes 1070 amino acids. The record is from RefSeq and is a predicted model, not a curated record. Gene Ontology annotation, cellular component: plasma membrane. Gene Ontology annotation, biological process: transmembrane transport. The transcript has 8 exons. Gene Ontology annotation, molecular function: transmembrane transporter activity; calcium ion binding.
CGGAAUCUCAUGUUCUAGCGUCGCAUUGCACGAUGAGCAACGACCAGUACGCCGCCUUGACGUCACCAAGGCGCAAAACGCCGAUUCUUCCAGCACUAGCUGCGGUGACCGAGCAACGCCGUCGCAGUUCCAAUCAACCUGCCGUAGCCGGAAAAGUACAACUGGAUGUGCUCAAAUCCAACAAGUCCAAUGUGGAAAUCUCCACCACCACCACCAGCUCUCACUACACUGCGUUCAAGUUUCAACUGGAGCUAGCCGUCCGGGCCGGAGUUGGCACUGUUUUGGCGGGGCUACUCAUGACCAAAGCCCACGCCACCAAUUCCACUAGUACCUUGGAAGGCCAGACUCAUUGGGUGUUCUUUCCAGACUGGUACAUCUUUGGGGGGUUGUCCGUCGUGGCGAUGGCGACAGUCUUUGGUGCUGGCAACAACAUUGGCGCCACCGUGCGUGAAAUUGCCCAGCAACUUGGCGGGGUUGGCUCGGCGUUGCUGUACAACAUGGUCGUGUUCUACAUGUUUCCGCCUCAAUCGUUUGCGUCCGUCCACGAAUUGGAACGAGCGAAAUUGAACGGAACGCUCGUUUUGGCCGCCCAUUCGUUCAGUGGCCACCCGUAUUGGAUCCACCCUCGGGACUUUUACACCAAGUUGCCGUUCAUCAUGCUGUUUACGCUCGUGGGCAUUCUCUUGCCAAUGGAAACCAACACUCGACGAUACAUGCUCAACAACAACCUAUUCUUUUCGCUGACAUUGGCCAGCCCCAAUGACUUUACCAACCCCAACGUGCUCAAAACGCCCGGGGAUGUCCUAUACAACCCCCCCAACAUUAUUGCCAACUUGUUUGUGUACUUGCUACUGGGGGUUCUCGGUGCAAUUAUCGCCAACCUAGUGCUAUGGGUGCCGUAUCCGAUGCUUGGCAUCCGCCAACUAACCGCCCACACAACAUCCUGUGCGCAUACUUUGGACGAGUUGCUGGACCUCCUCGUCGACGCCUACUGCUUCAAGACACAGGACGUGGACCACAUGAAGUUCCUCCGCUUAAAACUCGAGCGCAAGUUUGACGCUGCCGUUGCAAAACAUGCCGAGAUGACGGCGCUGCUCCAAGAUGUGUGGUGGGAGCAACUCGUGGGGCUGCACCUUGCCCUGCGAUUCCGCCGAUCUUCAGUUCAGCCGUUCGUGACACUGUUUGGGGCCCAAGUCGAGCAUUUGAGAGCAAUGUAUCAAGCGAUGGAGCUGGAGCGGUACGAACACCUCCACAGUCGCUUCAUGGCGUCGCUACAGCAACAAGUAUGCACUGUCCAAUUGCACGCCAGUCGUGUGGUACAUGAAAUCAGCUCGUUGGCCCACCACGGAGUUCUCGACAUGGACGUGACUGGUCAACACGAACUACAUCGACAUAUGGAGCACUUGUUGCGUCAAUAUCAACAGUCGCAAGUGCAGAUUUACAGCCAACAUGAACCGAAUGCGAGGCAAGUGGAAGGCAACAUCCCUCUCCACGUGUUUUUGUUUUCGUUGCAAUUGUACGCUCAAACGUUGCUCGAGUUCCAAGCCACGUACAAUACAACACCGCAUCACACGGCUCAACGCAUGCUGAUCUUUGCCCAAGCUAAAGUUGGGUCGUACUUUGAUCGAACCAACUACCCACCAGCCAAACUUCGCACGGCCUUGAAGGCGUGGAUAGCCAUCUUGGUCGCUUGUUUCAUCUCCGUGUAUACGUUUGGAUAUUCAUCCACAACUCCCAGCGCCGUGGCGAUUGUUAUGAGCGGCCAUGUUGGCGGGUCGUUCCGAGUGACGGCGAAUCGCGUGGGCGGCAUCAUCGCCGGCACCAUCGUCCCGUCCGUCGUCCUGUUUUACAUUUGCUCGUACACGUGUGGCCACAGCAUUCUCAUGGCUGUGCUGACCAACACCAUGCUGUUUGUUUGGGUCACUAUGUCCAUGUUUGUAUGCUUUAAGAACGGCAUCGACGCGUACGCGGGAUUAAUCGCUGCGUUUACAUCCACCCAAGUGCUUAUGCGGGGGUGCGACGGCUGCGCCCAUGCAACUGUCACGCCCAUCUCGUCGUAUGCAAACUUGGCCCAGCUAAGUUUGGGGGUGGUGCUGUUUGUGGUCGUCGAGUUGGCUAUGAGCCCCCACAGCGCCGUGUCGAUCGUUCGAGCCAACGUUCAGUCCCAGCUCGCGCUAUACAAACACUGUUAUGAGACUCUUGUCACGCAUUCUUCAUUGGGAAGAAAAAGCCAGGAUCAUAACGAUACCACAACCCUCCAACGACUCGUGCAAGUGGACCUCCCCCGCCUCCUUUGCACCCAAGCGUCGCUCUUGACUGAAGCUUCGUUUGAACCGCAGCUAUGGCGACCGCCGUUUUCCAUGCCAAAGUAUAAACGUGUGCUCGAGUGCUGCCACCAGCUAUACAACCACACGGUGGUCUUGUGGCACGUAGUUGAGUGGACGAGAAAGCGCGGCGGCCUGCCAUACUUGGACGAGCGUUGUCGGGAUUGGUUUACGCCGUUGCGGCACGGCGUGAUGGAAUCGUUUGAGACGUUGGCCGAUUUGUUUGGGCCAGCGUUUGCCGCUGUCGAACCCGACCAAGUUGCCAUGUACAUUCAGAUCAAGGAGGCGUUCCGCGUGGCCGAUAGAGACGGGAGCCACGACAUGGAUGUAGGCGAAGUCAAGGACAUGCUCGGGAUGAUCUUUGCCGAGUCGGGCGCGACCAAAGUAACAGACAUGGAGUCAUGUGUUGGCGACUUUAUGACCCUAGUGGACACGGACGGCAACGGCAAAGUGACGUUGGACGAGUUCAAACUUGCGCUGGAGCGGGGGUUAAAGCUCCACGUGCAAGUGCCCAGUAUGGGAGCCGCCGCGCUUCGAAGGCAAAGCUCCAUCCACACGGAUUUGAUGGUACAGACGGCUGCUGCUGCCUUUCCACGACAAGGAGGACACGAUACAACGCUCCGUCGUCUGUCGUCGACGAUCAAACAGCGACCACCAUCGGCGAAUCCAGUGAUGACGAUAAUGCGGCCGCACGAGUUGUUGGCCGUGGACGCUGUCGUGCUGCCAGAUUUAGCGAAGACCCUGCGGACCCAGUACGCAAACUGGUUUCUGCUCGAGCACUCGACGACCUCAGGACAACAACCACCACACAAAAAAUCGAUGUCCAUCGAAGAGCUGCUGCUGCUCAACUGUGUGAUCAGUGCAGCGAGUGGGUUUGCCACGACGUUGGCCAGAUUGGAGGAGCUGACUGUGCAGCCAUAAUGAUGAUAAUGAUACCACCACUAGUAUUUAUACCA